Messenger RNA from Bactrocera tryoni, 808 nucleotides. It is a transcript of the gene RpL18, whose product is annotated as 60S ribosomal protein L18. NCBI's taxonomy places the organism in Eukaryota, Metazoa, Arthropoda, Insecta, Diptera, Tephritidae. Gene Ontology annotation, molecular function: structural constituent of ribosome; RNA binding. Gene Ontology annotation, biological process: translation. The coding region runs from base 80 to 646 and encodes 188 amino acids. Gene Ontology annotation, cellular component: ribosome; cytosolic large ribosomal subunit. The record is from RefSeq and is a predicted model, not a curated record. The transcript has 3 exons.
UUGGCAACUGUCAAAAAUUAGCCAGUAUUACCAAUUACACUACUUUUUCUGCUUUUCCUUUCUUUUUCCGGUCACCACAAUGGGUAUCGAUAUCAGCCACAAAUACGAUCGCAAAGUUCGCAGAACUGAGCCCAAAUCUCAAGAUGUUUACUUGCGUCUUCUUGUUAAGCUGUACCGCUUUCUGCAGCGUCGUACCAACAAGAAGUUCAAUCGCAUCGUGUUGAAGCGUCUGUUUAUGAGCAGAAUUAACCGCCCACCAAUGUCGUUGCAGCGUGUCAGCCGUUUCUUCAAGAAAGCCGAUCAACCCGAAGCUACCGUUGUUGUUGUUGGUAGCAUUACCAAUGACAUUCGUCUUUUGAAAGUACCAAAAAUGACGAUUUGUGCUUUACAUGUCUCACAAACAGCUCGCGAGCGUAUCAUUAAGGCUGGUGGUAAAGUAUUGACUUUCGAUCAGCUGGCACUUAAAUCGCCAACUGGAAAGAAUACAUUGCUGUUGCAAGGCAAACGUACUGCACGCACAGCCUGCAAGCACUUCGGUAAGGCUCCUGGUGUGCCACACUCUCACACCCGACCAUAUGUCCGAUCAAAGGGUCGCAAAUUUGAGCGUGCUCGUGGUCGUCGUUCCAGCUGCGGUUACAAGAAGUAAACACUCGAUUUUGCACGUUUCUACGUUAGUUAUUAGAUUGUGUACAACCACGCAAUUCUUGUUUGUGACAAUGGUUAUACAUUUAGAGUGCAUGACAUCCUGCGCUGUAUCAGUAAUACAAAUAAAAAAUUAAUUACUUUAAUGUUUUUUCAAAGUAAUAAA